AAUUUUCGGAUAGAAAAAUAAAAAUAAAAAUAAAUAAGGAAAUAAAAUUUCUUUAUAGAUAUUAAUUCGGAAAUAUUGUGAUUAGGUCCUUGAUCGUCCUGUGACCUUAGCACUUGGGUUAGGCCUUCUGUUCUGUGCGAUUAAGGUAAGUAAAUUUAUGCAUGCUUACUUGAAAUUUAAUUGAUUGUCCUGAUGAUUUGAAAGUGAUUGUUGAAUUAUGAUUUUCUGUUAACUUCAACAUGUUUUGUCUCUGAUGUAGUCAUGUUAUUAGUGACCCUGCUAGUGGGGAUUAUAUGCUAGCACAGGUCGACAUGUUAGUGAUAGAACUGGUUCGUUCGAGUGACCCUACUAGUGGGGAUUAUACACUAGUAAAUAGUGCGCCUGCUAGUGGGUGGUUUAUAACACUAGCCGUGAUCUAUAGAGGAGAUGUCUAUUUUGUUCUCGUACUGUAUCCGUUUUUGUAAUUACACUUGUUGGCAUGUUAUGAGUUUAAUAAUGGGCACUCCAUAUUUUACUUACUGAGUUUAUUUUAUAGUUUUUCCUUGUCCACCAUUUCAGGUAGUGAAACCCGACGUAGGGGGAGCCCAGGAGAGUGACGAGCUAGACAGCUAGGCACUUUUGGACUUAGAUUUUUGUAGCUAGGCCGUUAGUCACCAUGCUUGACUUAGAAAUUUUUGUGUACAGAACUUCCUUAGUUCUAGUCAUGAUCGUAUUUAGGAAAUGAUAAAUUUGUACAUCUUGACUGGUAAAUAUUUGAUUCCGAGCCUUGUGCAUUUAUGGGCCUCGCUCAUGAGUGCGUGGUGUCUGUCUCACUCCGAGAUUUGGGGCGUGACAGAGGUGGAGAGGGGAUUCCGCAUACUAAAAAUUUUUUAUGACCUUAAGGUUGAUAUGGGCAGUUAUAUGCUUACGGGUGAAGCAUUGACUUGGUGGGAGAGUUACUUGAAGCUACACCAAGGAGAGCCUGAAUUGAGCACCUGGGAUGGUUUUAAAAAGGUGUUCAUGCGAUAAUACAUACCUGACAGCAAAAGGCGGGAGCUGCAAAGGGAAUUUGUAAAUCUUAAACAAGGGUCACGUACUGUUGAGCGGUACAAGGAGUUUGACCGCUAUUUGACUUUUGUGGGUAGUCAAGUUGGGGAUAAGCAAGCCAAAACUGAUAGAUUUUUAUGGGGCUUGAAUCCUAACAUUUAUCUAGCGGUGAAUCAAUUCAAACCUGCCAUUUAUACAGAGGCGGUGGACAGAGCCAUAGAUCAGGAGAAGGUUAUGGACAGAGUCAAGACACCAGAUUUGCAAAAAGUGGGGUCAUCCCUUGGGAAGAGAAAAUUUGAUGGGAGCCGUAGACGCUUUAUCUCUGCACCGCCUAAGUUUGAUACUGGCAAGGGUUCUAAAGAGCUAAGGGUUGCCAAGACUGUGGGUCAAGCAUCAAUAGCCCAGCAUACUCAUCUUGCUCCACCUAUUUGCCUCACUUGUGGAAGAGUUGGGCACACUCGUGACCAAUGUCACAUUAAUACAGGGCUUGCUUUAGAUGUGGCAAGCAAGGACAUCGGGUUGCUAAUUGCCAGCAGUUGGACCCCAGAGCUCAGAGUACUCAAUCUACAUCUCAACGGGGUUCUACUAAUCAGGGGGCACAGAAACAGAAUGUCGGGGUUAGGACAAGAGCCCAGUAGGCGAAAGUGCACGUGAUGACUCACAAGGAAGCUAUGGCUACCGACAUAAUCACAGGUACUUUACCUGUCAAUUCUAAUUAUGCACAUGUUUUAUUUGAUUCAAGUGCAUCACACUCUUUUAUAGCUCGAUCUUAUGCUUCGAAACGAGUCUUACCUAUUGAUACCUCCGAUUUUGAACUGCAUGUGAACACCCCUUUAGAAGGGAUGAUGACUACUAGAGAUGUAUGUAGGACUAUAGAUAUUUAUAUUGAUGGUAGACAAUUGAGUGCUAGCCUAUUUGUUUUGGAUAU
Molecule: messenger RNA, 1954 nt
Organism: Rubroshorea leprosula
Lineage: Eukaryota; Viridiplantae; Streptophyta; Magnoliopsida; Malvales; Dipterocarpaceae
Source: the annotation of a GenBank genome assembly